Molecule: messenger RNA, 5564 nt
Organism: Oryzias latipes (Japanese medaka)
Lineage: Eukaryota; Metazoa; Chordata; Actinopteri; Beloniformes; Adrianichthyidae
Gene: smarcc1a
Product: SWI/SNF related BAF chromatin remodeling complex subunit C1a
Biological process (GO): cell projection morphogenesis
Cellular component (GO): synapse
Molecular function (GO): protein binding
Source: RefSeq, a predicted model, not a curated record
CUUGCACAGUGCGGUACGCUGUGGGAGAGAAAGACAACGAGCUAAACAUACAAUGGCGAUGGCGGCGACAACGGCAGGAACAGGCUCGGGCGGACCAGCAUCUGGCCCUGUCGGCAGCGGAACAGCAGUAGGAAGAAAGAAAGAUGGUGGUCCAUCAACGAAAUUUUGGGAGAGCUCAGAAACUGUGUCCCAGCUGGAAUCGGUUCGACUCUGGAUUGGAAAGCACUACAAGAAGUAUGUCCAGAACGAUUCCCCAUCCAGUAAAUCGUUGGCCGGUUUGGUGGUCCAAUUGCUGCAGUUUCAGGAGGAUGCGUUUGGACGCAGGGUCAACAAUCCUGCUCUUACUAAGUUGCCUGCAAAAUGUUUUAUGGAUUUUAAGGCAGGAGGGGCUCUCUGUCACAUCCUGGGAUCAGUCUAUAAGUUUAAGAGCGAGCAGGGAUGGCGCCGUUUUGAUCUGCAGAAUCCGUCUCGAAUGGACAGGAAUGUGGAAAUGUUCCUUAAUGUAGAGAAGAACCUCGUACAGAAUAACUGUUUGACUCGGCCCAUCGUCUUUUUGUCACCUGACGUUGAACCCAAACAAGCCAGUAAGCUCAAAGACAUCAUCAAAAGACACCAGGGCUCCAUCACUGAGGACAAGUCUAAGGCUACUCACCACAUUUACCCUUCUCCGGGUCAACAAGAAGAAGAGGAGUGGCUACGCCCAGUCAUUAGGAAAGACAAACAGGUUCUUGUUCAUUGGGGUCUUUAUCCAGACAGCUAUGACACGUGGGUUUCAGCCGGUGAGGUGGAUGCUGAUGUGGAAGACCCACCAAAUGGUGACAAACCCUGGAAGGUUCACGCCAAGUGGGUUUUAGACACAGAUGCCUUUAAUGAGUGGAUGAACGAGGAAGACUACGAGGUGGACGAGAACAAAAAGCCUGUCAACUCCCGGCAGAGGAUCUACCCCAAAGAGGAAGAGUCUUCCCGUACACCCGAUCGCAAGGAGCGCAAGGCCAACUCCGCUGGCAAGAAGAGGAGGCGCUCGCCUUCACCUCCCAGCACUCCCGCAGAGUCCCGCAAGAAGGGAGGAAAGAAGGGGAAUCCAGGCUCUCACUGGAAGCGACGGGGCCACAGAGGAGAAGAGGAGGACAUGGAGGAGGACAUGACAAAGGACUUGGACGAGUCCUCAGCCGGUGCCAGCAUGGAGGAGGGCAGUAUGUCUAAGAAUGAUGACAUGGAGGAUGACUCUGUAAUGUCUGGUGGAAAGGAUGAUGAGGAACAAAACAAAGGAGAAGUGAACCGAAUGACAGAUGCCAACGAGGAUAAUGUGACCGAACAGACUCAUCACAUCAUCAUUCCGAGCUACGGAGCUUGGUUUGAUUACAACAGCAUCCACGAGAUUGAACGAAGAGCCCUGCCUGAGUUUUUUAACGGGAAAAACAAAUCCAAAACUCCAGAAAUAUAUUUGGCGUACCGGAACUUCAUGAUUGACACGUAUCGGCUGAACCCCCAGGAGUACCUCACCUCCACUUCCUGCCGCAGGAACCUGACAGGAGAUGUCUGCGCCAUCAUGAGGGUUCAUGCCUUCCUGGAGCAGUGGGGUUUAGUCAACUACCAGGUGGACUCUGAAAGCCGCCCGCUCCCCAUGGGCCCCCCACCCACACCUCACUUCACUGUCCUGGCUGACACCCCGUCCGGCCUCAUGCCGCUUAACCACAGACCGCCAACGAUUCCUCCUCAGCAGCCGAUGCCUAAUUUUGCAGAUAAAAGCAAAGAUAAACCCAUCGACCUGCAGAACUUUGGCCUUCGUGCUGACCUCUACAGCAAGAAAAACACUAAGUCUAAAGCAGGCAUCGCCACCAGAGACUGGACUGAGCAGGAGACUCUUCUUCUCUUGGAGGCCCUGGAGAUGUUCAAAGACGACUGGAACAAAGUAUCUGAGCAUGUCGGUUCACGCACCCAAGACGAGUGUAUCCUCCACUUUCUGCGGCUGCCUAUCGAAGAUCCCUACCUGGAGAACACAGAGGCGUCUCUGGGUCCGCUGGCUUAUCAGCCCAUACCCUUCAGCCAGUCUGGAAACCCUGUGAUGAGCACCGUGGCGUUCCUGGCCUCUGUGGUUGAUCCCAGAGUGGCCUCUGCUGCAGCCAAGGCAGCUUUAGAGGAGUUUUCUCGCGUUCGUGAAGAGGUUCCAGCAGAGUUGGUGGAAGCUCAUGUGAAGAAGGUGCAGGAGGCGGCGAGGAGUACAGGAAAGGUUGACCCCACCUUUGGCCUGGAGAGCAGCGGGAUCGCUGGAACUGCUCCCGAGGAGCCAGAAAAGACUGAAACUACAGAGCCAGAAAAGAUGGAGGCAGACACAGAAUCCCAACAGGCCGAUAAGGCUGAGAUGAAGGAUGAGGCAGAGAAACCGAGCGAGUCUGCAGAGAAGAGCGAAAAAACCGAAACAACAGAUAAGGUGAAGAAAGAAGGAGCGGAGCCAUUGGAACGCGAUGAGGAGAAGGAAGAGGAGGGAGAAGCAAAGGCGUCUCCAGUCGCAGAGAAAGAUAAGGAGGAGGCAAUGGAGACGUCGUCUUCCGAGCAGGAGAAAGAAAAGGAGGAGAAGGAAACCACAGAGGAGGGAGAAGAGAAGAGGAAGAAGCUGGAACAUGACAUUGGCGAGGGAAACAUUGCUACAGCUGCUGCUGCUGCGCUUGCUUCUGCUGCCACCAAGGCCAAGCACCUGGCAGCAGUCGAGGAAAGGAAGAUCAAGUCUCUGGUGGCUCUGCUGGUGGAGACCCAGAUGAAGAAACUGGAGAUCAAGCUGAGGCACUUUGAGGAGCUGGAGACCAUCAUGGACCGCGAGAAAGAGGCCUUGGAGCUUCAGCGGCAGCAGCUCCUCACAGAGCGACAGGCGUUCCACAUGGAGCAGCUCAAGUACGCAGAGAUGAAGGCACGCCAGCAGAUGGAGCAGCAAGCUGCCGCUGCAGCCGCCGCCGCUGCUCAGGCCCAAGGGCAGGGACAACCCCCCGGUCCCGGACAUCACCACGGGCCCCAGGGUCCUGGACCCCAUUCUGGACCCCCUCCACCAGGCAUGCACCCUGGAGGGCCUCCACCCCACCACGGAGCGCCUCCACCUCACCACGGAGCACCUCCACCCCAUCUUGGAGGUCCUCCUGCUGCUGCAGCAAUGCACCCUGGUUACCCGCCCAUGGCUCACCACCCCAUGGCCCCCCACCACCCUGGACCGACGGGACCGAUGGGACCAGGUCAGCCAAUGCCUGGGCGUAUGAUGUCCGGGCCACCGUCUGCCGGACCCCCUCCUGGGGGAAUGCCUCCCAUGAUGCCUCCCCGUCACCCGGGAGCUCCCAACGGCAUGUAUCCCGGCCCCCCUCCAGCGCAGCCCGAGGCCAUCCCUCCAGCCCCCGUGGGACCCCCGGCCCCUCAGAGUGGACGAGUGGCUGACAACUGAGGGCCUCACACAAAAAGCACACACGCUUAAGACGAAACUGUUUCUAAAUAUCAGCCUGUGUUUGAUGACUUUUGCUACUGACACAACAUUUUUCCCUCCUUACCCAAAACCGCAUUUUCAAAGGACAGACACAUACUCGGGGUGGAGCGACGAACUUUCCAGUCACACGUGCAGAUUUCCUGUCAGGCUCAGCUGCAAGGUUUGUUUGGUAAUGGACAGUUAAAGGACCCUGUGUACAGGAGGCAACGAAGGUGAUAAAUAGUCUACCUUCAUUUUUGUUUCACCACUAGGGGGAGCUUGUGAGACUCGAGGGCCAAUCAAACCUUUACCACACAUUAAUUGAUCCGACUUAACAUAAAGACAGACAUGGGGAACCCAGCCUGCCCCGCUCCUAUCCAGUAUCUACCUCGCUCCUCUUUAACUGAUACACUGAACUUCUGUGUGUGUCUGCGAACGCGCGACGGAUCAAAACUCGCUUUUUAAAGCCAAUCAGACCUGAAUGAGGCUCAUAAAGAAUGAGAAGCAGAAAGACUGAAACCAAAGUUUAUUCAAAGUUGUGCUGCAUUUGAAAAAAUGCACUCUUCAUUUGACCUAAACAUAUUAACCGUUUAUAAUUAACGGCAAUAUUGAAACAUGCUCAGCAGAUUCACAAUGUACAGAGAAGUUAACACACUUUAAACCAAUUUCUUUUCAAAUAAAAUAGGAUUCGUUUCAUCUGAAUUUUAGCUGGAAACGUAAAAGACGGAUUCAGUGAAGACACUAUGACAGAAAUAAGUCUGACGCCCCCCCCUGCACAAAGAGGCACACACAGAAAAUGUAAGAUACAACGAGGCGAACACUGGAGGCUGCAUGCACACACACACACCUGGCUACACCCUGCCACAACGCACUGAACCUCGCACAAACAAUCCUGCUGAACUUCACACGGCCUUCACACAGGGAGACGCUGCGAUGUGGCUCGAGUGUGGCGACGCUCUUCCUCAGCUCGGUGGGCUUCUAGAUGUUUAAGGUGCUGUUACUGUAGCGGUUAAACCUCGCCCUUCGUUCCUCCGCUCACUCUUCUUAUGCCUACUGCUGCCUACCUCCUCACACUUUGAGCUUUUCAGCCACUAGACACUGUAAAUCUCAGCGAUAUGUGUUUGUGGACAGAACCGAGAUAAAAUGGCGAGCUUCACAGCCGCUCUUAACUUCAUCUCCUGUGAUGUUAAAAUGCCAGAAAACGAGAUUCAAACACUCUAAACGAAAUCUAUUAUGAAAACAUUUGUUAGUAAAUGGAAAAAGGCCCAAAAAAACCCCCUGAUCUUGUUUAAUAUUUAUCACGUGAAACCUAUUUGCAGUUUAUUUCCAUUUGGAUUCGUAAUGAUCCCCUUUCUUAAAAAGCUGUUCUGUAGCUGAAACGGUUUCAGAGCGGACAGAAAACUGAUUCUUAUUCCUGGUCUUUGGGUUCAUCGGUUCUGUUUGUAGGUCGUGGAUGUGGAGAUAUUUUUGUGUGCGUCUGAAGAGCAUUUCUCUUACAGCCAUUAAAUAUUUGAAGAAAAAUAUAUAUUUACUGUUUUGUCAAAGAUUCAUGCUUUAAACAUCUUGGACACUAUUUUGACCUAAAAACGUCAGUUGCAAAUUGAUGUAAGUUAUUUUAGUUUAGACUUUUAAACUUUUCCUCCCCCUUUGCUCUAGCACUGUUAGUACCUGCUACCUCCUCCUCCAUCAUCAUCAUCAUCUGCUAGCUACCUCUUAGAAAUCUUCCUUGCUCUCUGAUACCUCUGCUCGCCCUUUUGCUACCUCUUGUUCUCUUUACUUUCCUCCUUCCUUCUGCCCACGAUUGCUGCAUCGCUCACUGCUGCCCUCUUCUGCCAGCCUGCAAGAAGAACAAAAACACACACUUCACUCGCGCUCUCACUCACCGAGCUCUCCUUCCUUUAGUAAAAUCAGGCUUUGUCAUGCAUUUUCAUUUCAAUAUGAUGGGUUCCCCUCGCAUUUAUUAUCUCUAAGGGAUGCAUUUUUGUGUUAAUGUAUUUUUAAGGAGAGGUUUUGUUUAGAUGGAAGUUUUCUCUGUUCUUUGUAGCAUUUGUUUUGCUUUUAUUUUAUAUGGCGGUCAUGAUAUUCGGACCUACACACUGUUGAAUAAACUGUUUUUCUAUGA